Messenger RNA from Chanos chanos (milkfish), 3248 nucleotides. RefSeq names its product flotillin 1b (gene flot1b). Gene Ontology annotation, cellular component: cytoplasmic vesicle; flotillin complex; plasma membrane. Gene Ontology annotation, molecular function: protease binding. The coding region runs from base 95 to 1372 and encodes 425 amino acids. Lineage: Eukaryota; Metazoa; Chordata; Actinopteri; Gonorynchiformes; Chanidae. The transcript is spliced from 13 exons. Gene Ontology annotation, biological process: protein localization to plasma membrane; protein kinase C signaling; positive regulation of cell junction assembly. The record is from RefSeq and is a predicted model, not a curated record.
AAAGUGGUCGGUUUUUUCACCUUUUCCUGUGUUCAGCCCAUAGGAUAUUUUCCAGCCAGUCUUACUCCAUUGACUCGCUAAGACAAAACUCAAAAUGUUCUACACCUGUGGUCCCAACGAGGCGAUGGUCGUGUCAGGAUGUGGACGUUCUCCUCCUCUGAUGAUCGCUGGAGGCCGUGUGUUUGUCUUUCCCUGCAUCCAGCAGAUCCAGAGGAUCUCUCUGAACACUCUGACUCUGAAUGUGAAGAGUGACAAGGUCUACACCCGACACGGAGUGCCCAUCUCAGUGACCGGCAUCGCCCAGGUGAAGAUCCAGGGUCAGAAUAAGGAGAUGCUGGCAGCAGCGUGUCAGAUGUUUAUGGGGAAAUCAGAGGGUGAAAUUGCUCAGAUCGCCCUGGAGACACUGGAAGGUCAUCAGAGAGCGAUCAUUGCCCAUCUUACUGUGGAGGAGAUCUAUCAGGAUCGUAAGAAGUUCUCUGAGCAGGUGUUUAAGGUGGCGUCAUCUGACCUGGUCAACAUGGGCAUUGGUGUGGUCAGCUACACACUUAAGGACGUCCACGACGACCAGGAGUACCUCCACUCCCUGGGCAAGGCCCGUACUGCCCAGGUCCAGAGAGACGCUCGCAUCGGUGAAGCCCAGUACAAGAGAGAUGCCGUCAUCAAGGAGGCCCAUGCCAUGCAGGAGAAGGUGUCGGCGCAGUAUAAGAAUGAGAUUGAAAUGGCCAAAUCUCAGAGAGACUUUGAGCUGAAGAAAGCUGCUUACGAUGCUGAGGUCAACACCAAGAAGGCGGAGUCAGAGAUGGCCUAUCAGCUGCAGGUGGCGAAGACAAAGCAGCGUAUUGAGGAGGAGAAGAUGCAGGUGCAGGUGGUGGAGAGAACCCAGCAGAUCACGCUGCAGGAGCAGGAGAUCACACGCAAGGAGAGAGAACUGGAGGCCAAAGUCAAGAAACCCGCAGAGGCCGAGAGAUACAAACUGGAAAAGAUCGCAGAGGCUCACAGGCUGCAGUUGAUCAUGGAGGCUGAAGCUGAGGCAGAGUCAAUCAGAAUGAAGGGAGAGGCAGAAGCGUUUGCUGUAGAGGCCAAAGGUCGUGCAGAGGCGGAGCAGAUGGCGAAGAAAGCCGAGGCCUUUAAACAGUAUAAGGAAGGAGCCAUGGUGGACAUGCUACUGGAGAAACUCCCACUGAUGGCAGAGGAGAUCAGUAAGCCGCUGGCUGAGGCCCAGAAGAUCACCAUGGUGUCCAGCGGUGGAUCAGAGGUGGGUGCGGCCAAACUGACCGGAGAGGUUCUGGACAUCAUGACCCGACUGCCCCACACCGUGGAGAAACUGACCGGCGUCAACAUCGCACAGGCUACGUCCACUCGUAUGGGCUGAUUGUGAAGUUGUGGAGACAGAAGGCGGGGCUCCUACAUAAUCAGACUAAACAUUGCCCCCUACUGGUCAUGCCUGUCUAUGCAUGUAUCUGCAUGACUGUUAGUACCAUGUCUAUAGCCUGGGUAUUGUAGUCCUCUCAGAGGAUUUGUAGUCUUCUCUCCAACUUUUGUCACUUUUCUCCCCCGAAGUUAUUUUAUGAUAUUUUAUACUGUUUGGUUUUUUUUGUUUGUUUGUUUGUUUGUUUUUGUUUUUAUAGUUUUAUAAGGCAAACAGUGCUUUGAUGCUGUGAAGUGGCCUUUGGUUUAGAUGGUCAGAGCCAGACUGGGAAAAUCAGAACUGGUUUUUCUUUCCGAUAUAUGGGACACGUUUGCCCGACCGGUCAUCGUUCCCCCGCGGUCUGGAGCGGUGUGUGGUAGCCAAGGCCACAGGACUGUGUGUGAACUGAGCUGUCAAUCACACGGCAGAACCAAUCCAGACCCCUCGUCUGAGGAGGUGCUUUACUCGACAGUAAAGCAGAGAUGGAGGAAAGAUGAGGAAUCGGUGAACGUUUCCUUUCUGUCUAAGUGGUGUGUGUGUGUGUGUGUGUGAGUUUUCCUGCUCUCUGAGCCGAGGUAAAACACACACACACACGCGCACACACACACACAGGUUGGAUGUUAGUUCAUGUGCCUUCUACACCAAACUCAGGUGUGCACUGUAUAAACGGGACGACACAGGUCGCUGGUCUGCGUGUGACAGAAAACUGGAUUUAGAUGGAAAACCAGUGCCUUACCAAAACUUACAUAAACAAACAGUGAAUUUAUCUGUAUAAUGCCGCCUGAUUUUUUUUUUUUUUUAGUGUCAAAUUUUAGAAAUGACUGAUGUGUGUAAACUAAUCAAAAAAAGACCCCUUUAACUUGUUUAACUGUGUGCUUUGAAGCGGGAGCUCCACGGGAACACUGAGCUGGUUUCCUUGGGAACAGUGGUGUGAUAUGUACGGGAACAGUGCAGUGACUGAGUUGAGUUGUGUGGGAACAGUGCAGUGAGCUGAGUUGAAAGGAGAGGAUUUCCCGUCAGAAUGAAAGAGAAGAGAAGAACAGGUCGGCGUGAGGGUGAAAUGGUUUUGUUGCGUUGUUGUCUCAGGGAAGAGAUGAAGACAGACGCUAGUCAACCACACUCGUUCUUUCAAGUCAACUCAAAUGUAGGUCAUGCGCCCGCACGUACACACACACACACACACACACACACACACACACACAUAUACACACAUAUACACACACACACACUGACACACUGAGUGUAUGAAGAAACCACUAGACUGGAGAGGAAGCUGGUUUCAGAGGACGAGAGGAGAUGUAAAGACAGAGAGGGGGGGGAAGAGAGGUGAGGGGCGAUUGGGUGUGUGUGUGUGUGUUUAGCGUUGAGUCGAUGACUCUGGUGUCUAAAGUCAGUCUUGUAGUUCCACUGCCUCAUUUUUCAGUCGCCAUCUUAAAAAGCCAGGAUGCAAAUCAUGUUCUUCACCUAUCACAAAGUGCCUGACACCAUCUCGUCCCUCAAAACACACACACACACACUCCACGCACUCGGUGUGUAACGUGCGUGUGUGAGAGAGAGAUACUGUAUGUUUAACUGAACUCGUGUCAGGUGGUUACUGGUUCUCCUGCGUGUUCAGCUGUGUUCUGUGAGAAGAUAAUGGAAGCGUCAGUGUGGUUUAACUGGGGCUGUGUUAUCGCGCUGUGGCCAUCUACUCGUGUUCAUGUUUUGUUUUUUUUUUUACUGAAUGUUUUCUGGGUAAACAACCUGCUUGCUUCUCUGAGAGCUCUGUGGCCUGACAAUGCACUGUGUUUAUUAAUGACUUCACACUGACUUCUACAUUAAAGCCUAACUACUUACUGCA